This is a messenger RNA of Hermetia illucens (black soldier fly), 479 nucleotides long. RefSeq names its product migration and invasion enhancer 1. Lineage: Eukaryota; Metazoa; Arthropoda; Insecta; Diptera; Stratiomyidae. The transcript is spliced from 2 exons. Bases 136 to 414 code for a protein of 92 amino acids. The record is from RefSeq and is a predicted model, not a curated record.
GACUUCAUCUGUCAAUCAAAUAUUUUAAAAAAAGGGAAUCGGGUACAGGUUUUUACUCUCCUCAUCAAUACUCCAAACUUUUUCGAAUUCCACUCAAAAUUAUCAAAAUUCUCAGUUCCGGCUUUACACAACAAAAUGGUAAAGGUUGACAUCGAAUACUGUGGCUUCUGCGACUUCCAGAGUGAAUGCGAGGAUAUUGCAAAGACUCUGAAAAUGCUGAAUCCAAAUGUUGAAGUUAAAUGCCACCGAGGACGGAAGGGGGCAUUCGAAGUCAAGAUCGACGAAAAAGUUAUUUACUCCAAAUUGGAUUCAGAAAAUUUACCUAAUUUUCAGAAGAUCACAAAUACCGUCGUAAAUGCCUUUAACGAAGUGGAAACCCGUUCCACUAGUAGCGGUUUCUGUGCCCUGAUGUAAGAUUUUGGCAAAUUUUAGGUCUCCCAAAAGAAAAAGUUAAUAAAAAUGCAAAUAGAUGAUAACAA